UUAAAGUGUCGAAAACCCUAAAUAAAAACCUCAGUGGCGCUAUAUCUUCUACCUUCUAUCUCUAAUAAAAAGUCAAAAUACAAACAAAAUAUACUAAUGCCCGCUUUGCCGUUCCCUGCAGCUGCUAGUACUGUGCCAAACCGCCCGCUUCCGCCUCCUUUGUUUUAUUCUUCCGUCGCAGCUGCUGCUUGGUGUUGUGUUCUUUCUCUCGGCUGUAAAUUAUGUUUUUGGGACGAAAGAGGAAGGCUACAGAUUGUCCCCAAUGGGAGAGGGAUUUAGAGAUAGAUGUCAUGUUUUACCCCUUGGAUAUUGAUACAAAGAUGGCUGCUUUGAAAGCUUCUGCAUCUGUUGUCAGUAUUACAUCUUAUUUAGGUGAGAAUGAGUUAUCUCAUAGCUCUGGAAUUAUCAUUGAAUAUAAUGAUAAUUGUGGUAUUAUACUGACCUCUGCCAAUCUCGUUGAGUGUCACAACCGUCAAGAUUCUAUAGCAAAUGAGAUUAUGGUUGUUGUGCACCUAUCGGAGCAUACAUCAAUUGGUGCUGAAAUAAUAGCAUGCGAUUUUCAUUACAACUUAGCUGCUCUAAAAAUACUGUGUGAUACUCCAUUAAAAGUUGCAUCUUUGGCGUUGUUGGAUCAUUCUUCAACAAUUGAUCCAAGCUGUCUUCGCACUCCAAUUCAGCUUCGUCCACAUUUGAAGUCAUGUAAUUUUAUUCCUGGAAAAGCAGUGACCGCUCUUGCCCGCUCUUCUACUAAGUCUUUUAAGCUCAUGGCUGCACCUGGUGAAAUCAGUCUCAAUGUCUGCCGAUAUGACUAUGACUGUAAAGAGCUUUUAAGGGCAACCAGCAAAAUUUCCAAAUGUGGCAUUGGUGGCCCGGUUAUCAACAUGAAUGGCGAAGUCAUUGGAAUUUGUUUUUAUCACCGGUUGUACACUCCAUUCUUGCCGGUUAAAAUAGCUUCCAUAUGGUGGGACCAUAUCAAAAAAUAUGGGGAACCACGUCGACCUUGGCUUGGCAUGGGAGUGACUAAUCUUUAUGCAGCUAACCUAAGUUUUUUGGAAAAUUUCAUUAAAAAGUUCCCCAACAUUUUCAAAGGUGUUAUUGUUAAGGAGGUAUUACAAGGCUCUUCUGCUGAUUCUGUUGGAAUAAGACAAGAUGAUGUUAUCGUUCAAUUUGAUGGGAAAACCGUUCAAAGUUUCUUGGAGUUAUUUGAAAGUAUGUGGAGCAAGGUUGGGGAGCAUGUGGAGCUGGUGGUCAUUAGAACAGGUAAUGAUGAUCCUUUGCUUCUUAAAAUGAAGGUGGAUGAGGCCACAGCAGAUAGAUUGUAUAGUUGGCCGCUUUGGCGAUGAAUGAUGGACUACCUGCUAAUUUUGGGGGUCGGCCUGCCAAAUGAUGUCAUACCCCAGCAAUUUAAUUGAGUUUGGGAAUUAUUUUUGUUAAAUAGUUCAGUAUAGGGUUGCAAUUCGAUAUCCCUGGAAAGCAAUUUAACUUAAACUUUUGAGAAUCUCUUUGUAAACAUACUUUUAACAACCAGCUGGCUGUGCGAGUACUACUGAAACUAGCUCUGGUCCGUGUGUGCAUGAUUUUUAUUUAUCAUCACUUUUACAUUUUUUAAAAUAUUAAUCGAUGAACCUUUAUUCA
This is a messenger RNA of Mercurialis annua (annual mercury), 1635 nucleotides long. RefSeq names its product putative protease Do-like 14. Gene Ontology annotation, molecular function: protein binding. NCBI's taxonomy places the organism in Eukaryota, Viridiplantae, Streptophyta, Magnoliopsida, Malpighiales, Euphorbiaceae. The record is from RefSeq and is a predicted model, not a curated record. Bases 222 to 1343 code for a protein of 373 amino acids. The transcript has 12 exons.